Molecule: messenger RNA, 1433 nt
Organism: Chelmon rostratus (copperband butterflyfish)
Lineage: Eukaryota; Metazoa; Chordata; Actinopteri; Chaetodontiformes; Chaetodontidae
Gene: cops7a
Product: COP9 constitutive photomorphogenic homolog subunit 7A
Exons: 8
Coding region: 79-879 (266 amino acids)
Biological process (GO): COP9 signalosome assembly
Cellular component (GO): COP9 signalosome
Source: RefSeq, a predicted model, not a curated record
GUUGCUUUGUUGUCGUACGUAAGCUGACAGCGGAACUGAAUAAUCGAGAGGCUGUCUACCAGAAACCAACACAACAAGAUGGAGGUGGAGCAGCUCCUGUCGCUGUCAGGCUCAGCACUGGCCCAGGCUGUCAGCUCUCUGCUGGAGACCCCAGGCCUCUACGUCUUCUCUGACAUCCUGGAGCUGCCUAAUGUCAGAGAGCUGGAGAAUGGCCCUCAUGCACCAGUGUACCAGCUCCUCAACCUCUUUGCCUAUGGAACCUACUGCGACUACAAAGAGAGAGCAGCCUCUCUUCCGGAGUUGACCCCCGCACAGAGAAACAAACUCCGCCAUCUGUCCAUCAUCAGCCUGGCGUCCAACCUCAAGUGCCUGCCGUACUCGCUGCUCCUGCAGCAGCUCGAGCUGAAGAAUGUGCGGGAGCUGGAGGACCUGCUGAUCGAGGCAGUUUACUGUGACAUCAUCCAGGGUAAACUGGACCAGAGGAACCAGCAGGUGGAGGUGGACUGCAGCGUGGGUCGUGACCUGGGCCCCAACGAGCUCCCAAACAUAAUCAACACGCUGCAGGAGUGGUGUACAGGGUGUGAGGCAGUGCUGUGCGGUAUUGAGGAGCAGGUCUCGAGGGCAAAUCAAUACAGAGAGAGCCAGUUAAAGGUCAAAGUCCAAGUGGAAACAGAGGUCUCAAACCUACAGAAAACAUUAAAGGCCAGCGCCGCCUCUCCGUCGCCAGGCCCUGCUGGAGCCGCCUCCAAUCAGGACGCAGACCAGCCUGCAGAGCCACGAGACCCCGCCUCCUCUCAGGAACCACGACAACCAGGCAAAAAAAGUUCAAAGGUGAAAGGGCUGCGUGGCAGUGGGAAGAUCUGGUCCAAGUCCAACUGAAGACAAGAGACUGAGAUAUGGAGACAGCUGCACUAAUGGACACUCUCACUGAUUAACGGACACGUGGACAUGUUGACGGACAAACGGACACAUUCAACAACGUUCAGAACAAUGUUCUCGGACACUCUUGUCACAUACACUCGCCACCAUUAAACCAGGAAGCUUCAUGGGAAUUUUUCUCGUCACCAAAUCUCACCAUGAUGGAUUCAGAAACACACACUGGCUGAUUGAAUUGACAGGUGUGACAUCCACUCUUCUUUUGCAGUUCUUCAAUAGCCCAACAGGUGGACUGUCAGUGUAUACACACACAAACACACACACACACACACACACACAGCACUUGUAACACAUCAAGACAGAAACAGUCUGCAGUCAGUUGCCUUUGACCAGAAACAGGUUCAGCGUAUUUGAUGCGUAUGUGUGUAUCGUUGGUUUAAAAAUGUUCUUUUGGUUUAGAUUAAUUCUAUGUUGCUUUGUAUUUUUUUUUCUCUCUGCUGAGUUGAGACAUGUAUAAAAUCUGAAUAUAAAUUGUCGGGAAAUAAAACGAAGCCCUG